Molecule: messenger RNA, 1235 nt
Organism: Pelagomonas calceolata
Lineage: Eukaryota; Pelagophyceae; Pelagomonadales; Pelagomonadaceae
Source: the annotation of a GenBank genome assembly
CCCCGAGUCCCCUUAACUUUAGGAUACAGAUAUACAACCGAGACCGAGCCGCCGCAGCCCCCAAUCCAGGAGCCGCCCCUCGUCGUCGGCCAAUCCGUGGCCCGCGCCCGCGACGGCGACGGCCGAGGCGUCUGGGCGAUCGAGCGCGGCGAGCGACCGGGCGGCCGCGGCGUGAUCGAUCGUCGCGUCGUCGGCGCCAUUCACAAACAGGACGGGAAACGUCGUCGCGACGUGCUCAUCGCUCGGCGGCGGCGCCAUCCCGUUGACGCCGACGAAGCCGAGGACGCCCGGCGUGCGCAGCGCCGCCUCCAGGCCCACGAGGCAGCCCUCGGAGUAGCCGCCGACGACGACCGACCGCCCUCGCUGGAGCUCCCUCCGUACCACGGCGACAACCUGCUCGCGCGCCGCACGGAGCGACCCCGUGGUCGGCGCCGCGCCUUCGUCUUCGUAGUCCAGCCAGGCGCUCCGGCAGCCGCCCCGCGGCCCCGCGCCCGGCAGGACGACGCGCAGCGCCCGCAGCGCGCCGCGCGUCCACCAAGCAUCCCUUCGCGUCGCGUAGGUGCUCGGGAAGCCGUUGCGCCCGUGGAGGUAGACCAGCGUCGUCGCGCCGCCCGGGGCACCGACAAUAACGCGCUCGGCGCGGCACGGGUCGAGCGACACGCGGGCGAGCCGGGCGACGUCGCAGCCCUCGGCGCGCAGGCGGCCCGCCGCCGCCGCGGUCGGGGCGGCACCCGCCUUCACCACGCGAUACGCAAGCUCGUGGCCGCGCACGGCGCGCGAGCAGGCGACGAGCUCGCCAAGCGUGCCGUGGCCGCCGGCGAGGUUGACAACGUCGCCGGGUGUCGCGACGCGGCCGCGCGGCACCUCAAGAAGGGCGGCGCCGUAGUCGAGCUGGCGGGGCGGGAGCGGCGCCCAGCGCACCGCCGCCCGGACCUCCUCCAGCGUGACUGCCUCUGCGGUUUCGGGCGCGUGUUUUCGCUUCAUCCUAGCUGUUGGCCGGUCCCGUCUCCACAGCACUCCAGGUUGGGAUACACCACCAGCACUUGAUAAGUAGCGUUCGUCUAACCUUGCAGGUUUCAGAUCUGCUGGCUGCGUCUUGACAGCAAUUGAAAAUCGCUGCGAAUGAAAUGAAUGGAUGAACAGAGGCGUCUGAAAUUUCCAAAUCGCUCGUCCGGCAUUAAAAAACGCAAUCCGCUGGCCAUAGUGUCUUGUAUAGGAGAGCAGCAAAACCUCCC